AACUCUUUCUUAAACCGGCAUUUUAUCUAAACUCUUCAGACAGUUUUGUAAAAAUGCUGAUCGUACUUUUAUCACUUGUCCUAGUUGGUGUCUCUAGCAAAAGUUUACCACCAGAAAUCCAAAAAUGCCGAAAAUCUGACCCAAAACUAGGCGACUGUUUGGCUAAAAGUGUGCCUGACGCAGCGGGAAGGCUUAAACAAGGUAACAAGGACCUGGGAAUUUUUCCUCUAGAACCUCUGGUUAUUGAAAAAAUUGAAUUUGGAGAUUCAAGUGGUGGAGCAGUUGGUGUACGACAGGUGUACGAAAAUUUGAAGCUGUUUGGAGCAACGAAUUUUACUAUAUCCGAUUCCGAGGCGGAUUUCGGUGAUGAAAACUGCUAUUGGCGGUUCAAAGGCCACACAGACUUUGUCCGAAUGGAAGCUGAUUAUAAAAUGACUGGGAAACUGUUACUUUUCCCCAUAAACGGCAAAGGGAAAUGUAACAAUACCGUGUAUGAAUACGAAGGUGUCUACAACAUAAAAUGUGAAAAGUACACAAAAAAGGACCAAAAACAUAUACGUGUGACUGAUUUUACGCUCAAUCUAAAACCAAAAAGAGUCGUUUUUGGUUUCGAGAAUUUGGUUGACGGGAACGAACAGUUGAGUAACGAAGUCCUAAAGACGAUCAACGAAAAUUCUGAGCAAGUGUACGCAGAUGUGGCUCCAGCUUUCAAUGAAGCCAUAGGGAAGUACGAAAAGGAAGUUUUCAAUCGAGUGUUUUCGAGAGUGCCAGAGGAUGAGUUGUUUUUGCCAUAA
Zophobas morio is the source of this 794-nucleotide messenger RNA. RefSeq names its product protein takeout-like. Bases 54 to 794 code for a protein of 246 amino acids. The transcript is spliced from 4 exons. Lineage: Eukaryota; Metazoa; Arthropoda; Insecta; Coleoptera; Tenebrionidae. The record is from RefSeq and is a predicted model, not a curated record.